Drosophila persimilis is the source of this 653-nucleotide messenger RNA. RefSeq lists its product as uncharacterized. The record is from RefSeq and is a predicted model, not a curated record. The transcript has a single exon. Lineage: Eukaryota; Metazoa; Arthropoda; Insecta; Diptera; Drosophilidae. Bases 47 to 568 code for a protein of 173 amino acids.
UAAUUUUUGUAACGAAAAUUCUAGAAAGCUUUCGUGCAGCACAAAAAUGUCAAACUUCUCAUUCUGGAACGGACAACCUGUGAACGCACCCCUGUACCCCCAAGUUGGAGACCUGAUGCAGCCGAACGCAUCUUGCUACAGCGGUGGACAGUGGCCCGCUCCUGGCCAAUCCCAGGCGGCUCCCAUGCAGAGCCAGGGCCAGGCUGCCGUCCCUUCCCAGACCCCGUCGCUUCGAGGUACUACAUUGAACCUUGGUGGUGGAGGAGGCAUGCAGCCGCAGCCCCAGUCGCAGCAGCAGCAGUAUCCCGGUAUGGGAGGAGUUGCUAUGACGGGACAGAGUCCCAUGCCCAUGCAGAGCAUGAUGGGCAUGGGAGACUACAGCCACAUGAGCUCCCCUCUUACCUGUCCGGUACCGAACAGCUUCUUUGCCCAUACCCAAGCCCAGGGAUCGUACGAGCCUUGCAUCGAGAACGGCGAGGCCUUCUGUGCCUACAACGGGAUGGAUAUGGGCAUGACCUACGGCGGUGGAAUGCAAGGACAGAGCGGCGGCAAAGGUGGCUUCUGGUAGACGCCCCUGGUAGAUGCUGAACGAUUGCAGUCACCAACAAAUUGCAAAGUGAUUCAAAUAAAAAGCCAUAACAAGAACCAGUAAA